UGUCCAAGUUACCCUUAGGUGGACUAAAAUUAGGCUUUGGAAGCACAAAUUUGUCCCAAAGAUUCCUAGAAUUCAUUUGGUUUGGUUUUCACUGGAUACUUAUAAUGCCAAGUAUUGGGUGUUUUGUCCACACUGAAGACAAAUCCGCGUACGUAAACUGUUCGGCUUUCCAUUCCACCAUCGCAAGACACGUCACCAGACUUCCUACCAUGUGAAGACACCUUUUUUUCUGUUUUUUUUUUAAAUUUUUGAGGGCUCCCAGACGUCCCUACCAUUUGCAUUCAUUUAGACCGGAAGAAUUGCUCUUCUAAAAAGUCAAUGAAUUAAGGAAGUGAACCACGUGAAUCGAGGAAGUGAACCACGUGAGAAUCUCAGAACCGAGCCUCUCUUCUGAGAUCAGUUAAAAGCAACAGAGAUUAGAAGUUUUGCAGCUGCACCUAACAGGCAACAGCUUCUCCCCCUUUACUAGUCGUUGAAAGCAAAGCUCACUUUACCAGGAUGGCUGACCCUGUUAUCUCUCUUGUUAUUGAGAAAACUGGCGAUCUGCUGAUUCAAAAAAUUGUUUUCCUGAGAGGCGUUCGAAGACAAGUUGAGAGGCUCCAAAAUGAUCUGGUCCGGAUGCGGUUUUUCCUGAGAGAUGCUGAUCAAAGGCAAGAUGACGACGCGAGGAUCCGCAACUGGGUUUCUGAAAUCAGAGCUGCGGCCUACGAUGCGGAGGAUAUCAUUGAGAUCUUUGCCAGCAAAGUUGAGUUCUUCACAAAGGACAAGGGACUCGUCACCAAAUUGACGUAUUAUCCCUUGAAAAUUGUGAACCUCUACAAGAUAGGUAAAGAGAUUGAAUCCCUACGGAUGAGGCUCAAGGAGAUUGCUGCUAGCCGCGAAGAGUAUGGUAUCAAAAAUCUUGGAGAGGAGAUGACUACACAUGAAGAAGAGCUUCAACGGAUCCGGCGAUCCUCUCCUCUCAUCGAGGACAAGGAUAUAGUGGGCUUUGGGGAGAUAACAAAAUCCCUGGUGGCAGAACUCUUGAAAGAGGACAUUAACCGCCGUGUGGUUUCAAUUGUCGGCAUGGGAGGUGCUGGUAAGACAACUCUAGCCAAAAAAGUUUAUAACCAUGCUGAUGUCAGGGAAAGAUUCAACUGUCGUGCUUGGGUCUGCGUCUCUUCAAUCUACGAUCACAAAAAGAUGCUGAGAUCAAUCAUAAAGGAAUUAAAUACGAUGGAUAACAAGCUACUUGAAAUGUUGGAAAAUAUGGAAGAGGAAGACUUGGAACGAAGGCUCUAUCAAGAUCUACAAGACAAGUGUUAUCUUGUGGUACUUGAUGAUGUGUGGAAGGAAGAAGCGUGGGAUUGUCUUGCCAGGAGGGCCUUUCCUGACGUUGGCACAUCAAGUAGAGUGCUACUUACAAGUCGCAAUCGGGAUGUUGCCCAACACGCAGAUGCUUAUAGACACCCGUAUGAGUUGAAAACUUUGGGGCCGAAAGACAGCUGGCAGUUGUUCCUCAGAAAGGCCUUAGGGGAUAAUGCUGGGUGUCCUCCCGAUUUGGAAGAAGUAGGCAGAGAGAUUACCAGAAGAUGUGAUGGUCUGCCGCUGGCCAUCACGGUUAUUGGUGGCCUGCUACUGGCAAAGAAAAAGUUGAAGAGUGAAUGGGAGAAAAUUCUCAACAAUUUCAGCACGUACCUAUCAAGGAGCCAGAGUGGGGUAUCAGCAAUUCUGGAAUUAAGUUAUGCAGACCUUCCUGCCAAUCUGAAAUUUUGCUUUCUGUAUUUGGGUUUGUUUCCCGAAGACUCCGUGAUUUCUGUGCGCAAGUUGAUCCAUAUGUGGGUUGCAGAGGGAAUAAUGCAAAAAAGAGAUACAAAAAAUUUGGAGGAAACUGCAGCAUAUGAUGAUGUGGAACGACUUUGUAGCAGAAAUAUGGUCCAAGUGGCGGAAAUGACUGUUGAUGAGAGGAUUAAAAGUUGCAGAGUCCAUGAUUUACUGCGAGAGCUUGCAAUCAGAAAGGCAGAGGAUGAAAAUUUCUUUCAGAUCCAUGACACCAGAGAUGAUGAAAUAUCAGCCAAAUCCAGGUACCUUGCUGUUCAUGUUCUCCCUCUGGAUGAAAAUUAUUUUGGGUCUUCGACCCCUCCUCUCCGGUCUCUACUUUGUUUCAACGUCCACGAUUGCGUGAAAAGCAUUAAUCUUAGCUUCAAAAGUUUCAGAAAGCUUAGGAUACUGGACCUUGAGAAUGUUAGGAUGGGUUAUGAUUUGCCAAAAGAAAUUGGUGAAGUCAGGCUGUUAAGGUACCUCAAUUUAAGAUGCACACUCAUUGGAAGGCUCCCCCCUUCCGUCGGUUGUUUGCGAAACCUACAAACUCUUGACAUACGGACAACGUCUCUAUAUUCCCCAGUGAGAGUUUCAAAUUUCAUUUGGAAGCUUGAAAGUUUACGGCAUCUAUAUGCGUUUGGUAUGAAAUGUGAUGUGCCUCUUAAGAUUGAAGGAUUGAGGAAUCUCCAGACUCUGUCAGGCAUACGCUUUGAUGACAUUAUGCACAAUAACAUGAUAACUUUGACAAGUCUUCAGAAACUGGGGAUUGUAGUGGAUGCCGGGUCAGAGAUAGACAAACUCUGCAUGCAUUUAUCUGAGAUUGGAUGCCUAAAGAGGCUACAUCUUUAUUGUCCUCGAGGAAGCGGGCAGCCACAAUGUCUAGCUGGACUUUCUAAGCUCCAUCGUGUAACAAAGCUUAAGCUAUUCAAUUUGAGAAUGCUGCCUCCUGAUUUCCCUCCAAAUCUCUCUCGCUUGUCUUUGAAAUUCACAAGUCUCACGGAUGACCCAAUGCCAACGCUAGAGAAGUUGGGACAGCUGUCGUUCCUCAAAAUGAAAGAUGCGUAUAAGGGGCCGCAGCUAGUCAUUUCUAGGCAUGGGUUUCACCAAUUGAAAUUCCUUGAGCUCAACUUCCAACAUGGUUUGAAGGAAAUAGAGGUGGAGAAAGGUGCAUUGCCACAGCUCCGGUGCCUGAGAUUCAGGAUGUGCUUCCGAUUAGAAAAGUUGCCGGAAGAGCUGAAGCACAUAUCUACUCUUGAUACGCUUGAGCUUGUCAAAAUGCCGAAAAUUUUCAUCAGAGGGCUUGAUGCGGACAUGGUAUCCCGCGUCCCUAACCUCAGAAUAUUUUGACUUGCCGAAGGAAAGGUGGUAGCAGUUGUAAUUCAUGCGUAAAAAGCAAGCUAUGUCGGGUAGUGAUUAAUAAAAUUAUUUCAAGUUUUUAUCAAAAUAUAUAAAUAAAAUGAACGUUUCCGAUUCAACAUAA
Messenger RNA from Coffea arabica (coffee), 3280 nucleotides. RefSeq names its product putative disease resistance RPP13-like protein 3. The record is from RefSeq and is a predicted model, not a curated record. Lineage: Eukaryota; Viridiplantae; Streptophyta; Magnoliopsida; Gentianales; Rubiaceae. Gene Ontology annotation, biological process: defense response to other organism. Gene Ontology annotation, molecular function: ADP binding.